Messenger RNA from Nothoprocta perdicaria, 1678 nucleotides. It is a transcript of the gene RAD52, whose product is annotated as RAD52 homolog, DNA repair protein. Lineage: Eukaryota; Metazoa; Chordata; Aves; Tinamiformes; Tinamidae. Gene Ontology annotation, cellular component: nucleus. Bases 1 to 1269 code for a protein of 422 amino acids. The record is from RefSeq and is a predicted model, not a curated record. The transcript is spliced from 11 exons. Gene Ontology annotation, biological process: double-strand break repair via single-strand annealing; double-strand break repair via homologous recombination; mitotic recombination.
AUGCCUGAAAGUCAAAGGAAAUCCAGCGAAAGCCACAGUGGCGGCGGCGGCAGCUCCAGCACUGGCACUUCCAUUGCCUGCUUUGGACAGUAUCAGUAUACAGCAAAUGAAUACCAGGCUAUCCAGGAUGCGCUGCGUCAGAAACUGGGUCCAGAAUAUAUCAGCAGUCGGCAAGCUGGAGGAGGACAGAAGGUCUGCUACAUCGAGGGUCACAGGGUAAUCAGUCUGGCUAAUGAAAUGUUUGGCUUCAAUGGCUGGGCUCAUUCUGUCACUCAGCAGAAUGUUGAUUUUGUUGAUCUCAACAAUGGCAGGUUCUACGUGGGAGUCUGUGCAUUUGUGAAAGUUCAGCUUAAGGAUGGCUCAUACCAUGAAGAUGUGGGGUACGGAGUGAGCGAAGGCCUAAAAUCUAAGGCCUUGUCCUUAGAAAAGGCAAGGAAGGAGGCAGUAACGGAUGGACUGAAGAGGGCACUCAAGUGCUUUGGGAAUGCACUUGGRAACUGCAUCCUAGACAAAGACUACCUGCGAGCUGUGAAUAAGCUUCCACGCCAGAUGCCAGCUGAGUUGGACUUGGUCAAAGCUAAAAGACAGGACUAUGAGCCCGAAAUAGAGAGAGCAAGAUACAGCAGCUGUUUGGAAAGGCAGAGCACAGGGUGGAGACAGCAGGAUGAGACAGCAUCUACCUGUAAACCUGGCCAGGUGGAGGCAUCCGCAGAUGCUGAAGAUCAAAAGCAGCCAAAUUGUGCCAGGUGCAGGACCAUGGACUCCUCGGCUGCUGAGUGUGAUGCCACUUACCAGCGGAAACUGCGGCAAAAGCGGCUGCAGCAGCAGUUCCGGGAGCAGAUGGAGAAAAAGCAGCAGGUUCUCAUAGCUCCAGACAGCAAACAGGCAACACCUGAUCCUCCUGUGAAGCACAGCACUCCAACAACAGCACCCCAGGAACUAGCAAUAGAGGAAGAAUUCUUUGCAGACGACCCCGAGCUUUGGGAUAUUUCCUUGGAGAGUGCUGACCUCAAGCCAGCGGCCCACAAAGUGGCCGGCCACUCAGCUGGCCUCCAGGCACCUGCAACGCCCCUGGGCGCCCACCACAUGACGACACGCAGCAGGACGCCCCAGAGAACCAGUGGGCACCAGCCUCCCGCCAGGCUCGCCCAGCUGCAGUCGUCUGCGAGCCUUGCCAGCCACAGCCACGGUGCCAGCUGGCCCGAGGCAGCAGCGUGCAGCCCCCGUAGAAGUCAAAGCCUGAAGAAACGGCGACUAGAACCUACCUAAGACAUCUGGUGGUGUCACUGCCUACACUCUCAACUGUACCAGGGCGCUGUGGUCGGCUGUUCAAGUUAUGUGUGUAAUARCACAUUAAUGGAUUUUCUUGUAUACGAUGAUGAUGAUGCAACACAGAAGAGCAUUAUACAACCUACUAUGAAGACCUUAAUGGACUUGGAGGUCAUUAAAAUAUUUCAAAUUCCUUUUUCURUAAACGAGCCAUCAUCAGUGCUUCUACAGCUCUAGCUUGGUGGCCGUGUUGCACAUGGAAGUUACAGUUAACUUGCCUGAAAGGACAGCCGGGUCCAUCCUCGGCACGAGGUGCAGGUCGCUCCUCUUUCUCCCUCAGCGUUGCCUUCCAGCAGAGAGGAGACCGUUUCUCCUCAGCAAAGGAGAGAUUUUUCCUCAGCAAAGCAGG